Messenger RNA from Aspergillus mulundensis, 1464 nucleotides. Its product is annotated as GDP-Man:Man(1)GlcNAc(2)-PP-dolichol alpha-1,3-mannosyltransferase. The record is from RefSeq and is a predicted model, not a curated record. Lineage: Eukaryota; Fungi; Ascomycota; Eurotiomycetes; Eurotiales; Aspergillaceae. Gene Ontology annotation, molecular function: alpha-1,3-mannosyltransferase activity; GDP-Man:Man(1)GlcNAc(2)-PP-Dol alpha-1,3-mannosyltransferase activity. The coding region runs from base 1 to 1464 and encodes 487 amino acids. The transcript has 2 exons.
AUGGCAGAGAAACAGCGCUCAAAACCAGCAAACAUUACAAUCAUCCAUCCGGACCUCGGCAUCGGCGGCGCAGAACGCCUCAUCAUCGACGUCGCCCUCGCCCUCCAGAACACCGGCCACACAGUCACGAUCUAUACGUCGCACCGCGACAAAUCGCACUGCUUUGAGGAAGCGCGCGAUGGGACCCUCGAUGUGCGUGUUCGCGGGGAUAAAUACUUUCCAGCUAGUAUCGGCGGCCGCUUUGUCGUCCUCCUUGCGAUUCUGAGGCAGGUUUGUCUUGCGUUUGAGUUGCUUGGUGAGGCGGCGAGCGCUGGACGCGAUAACGGGGCAGAGGAUGAGGAGGCGGAUGAGGUCUUCAUCGUCGACCAGGUCCCUGCUUGCGUGCCGAUACUGAAACUCCUCGGACCACGAUUCUACAAGUCGAGCGGGCGGCAGCGCAUCCUCUUCUACUGCCAUUUUCCCGACCAGUUGCUUGCGAGGCGGGGUGGGGGUUCGCUGGCACGGCUUGUGAAGGGGGUGUAUCGAUAUCCGUUUGAUUGGUUUGAGGGGUGGGCGAUGGGGGGCAGUGAUCGGGUUGUUGCGAACUCGGUGUUUACGAGGGGCGUUGUGGGGGGUGUUUUUGGGGGGGAGAGGUUGGGGGUUGUUAGGGUUGUUUAUCCGUGUGUUGAUACUGCGCGGAAGGGGGAUGUAGGAGAGGUAGAGGGUGGGGAUGGGGAGGUUUGGGAGGGGAAGAGGAUACUUCUCAGUGUGAAUCGGUUCGAGAGGAAGAAGGAUCUUGGGCUUGCGAUAAGGGCGUUUCAUGGGCUGGGGGUGGAGAAGAGGAGGGGGGUUAGGUUGGUUGUUGCUGGUGGCUACGACCCCCGCAUCACGGAAAACGUACAAUACCACAAAGAACUCGAUGCCCUGGCGACAAGUCUGGGUCUGCAGACUGCGACGUCCAAGACCGUCCCGUCGGCCCUCUCCAUCCCUGACUCCAUCGACGUCCUCUUCCUCCCCUCCGUCCCCUCGGCCUUCCGUGAUGCCCUCCUCGCCAAAUCGUCGCUUCUCCUCUAUACCCCUGUAAACGAGCACUUUGGCAUCGUCCCGAUCGAAGCCAUGCGCGCCGGAAUCCCGGUUCUUGCGUCCAACACCGGUGGUCCACUUGAGACAAUCGUUGAAGGGGAGACAGGGUGGCUCCGCGACGCAACGGACGUCCCGGCUUGGACGGCUGUCAUUGAGAAGGUGCUAUACGGAAUGAGCGCGGAGGAGAUCAAGAAGAUGAGUGUGGCGGCGAAAGAGCGCGUCGAGGCCAAGUUCUCUCUGCGUGCUAUGGGCGAGAAACUUGAAGAGGAGAUAGGUGGGAUGUUGAGCUCUGAACGAAGAGAGUUCAAUGGAGCGCAGCAAAUAUUGUUGCUCUUGGGGGUUCUGGGCAUGGGAUUUGCGGUAUUUGUAGCAUUGGUUUUGGCGUGGGUUCGUUCUGUAUAA